This is a messenger RNA of Suillus clintonianus, 261 nucleotides long. RefSeq lists its product as uncharacterized. Lineage: Eukaryota; Fungi; Basidiomycota; Agaricomycetes; Boletales; Suillaceae. The transcript has a single exon. The annotation marks the transcript as partial. The record is from RefSeq and is a predicted model, not a curated record.
AAUGUCUGGCACACACUGCUCAACAACAACCGUGCACCUGAUACGUGGGGUCGUGCAGGGGCCGAGGUAUUGGACGAUGUUGCAGAUGAGAUGGCGAGGCAUCACCCGAUUCUUGCCCUUUGCAGCAAUGGAUGGAAGGUCCAGGCUAUCGCUACUGAACGCUAUCCCUCGUGGGCAUCAACACACAUCAAGAAGAGGAAGAAGUCUUCCGAUGCCGUUGUAGUAAGUAUUUCAUCUUUUCAUCUUGCUCUACUAACUUAG